Ceutorhynchus assimilis (cabbage seed weevil) is the source of this 1539-nucleotide messenger RNA. NCBI's taxonomy places the organism in Eukaryota, Metazoa, Arthropoda, Insecta, Coleoptera, Curculionidae. The record is from the annotation of a GenBank genome assembly.
CAAAAUAAUGGGCCGGAAUUGGAUUGUCCCAAUGUCCGUGUUCUCGGUGCACCAAUACUCUCCAAGCAAACGGUAGGGCGAACAGGAUAGCUAGAAGGGCUGCUGCAGAAUAACCUGGAAUUGGAGUUUAUUUAAUCAAAUAUACAUUAAAACAGGGGGAGAAAUGUUUUAUUUUUUAUAGGGUUUAAAUGGUAAUUUAAUAAGCCAAAUCGAGCUACCUACGUAAUCAUUAUUUCCAUAUAAGAUGUCCGCUUUUCUAUAUAAAAGUGAAAAUAAGCCUGGAAGUAACAUUUUUUCUUCAAAAAUUGUAUUUUUGUAAACUGUAUUGUGUAAUUUCAAACCACAAAUAAAUGUAUGACUGAUUUUUCCAGUUAAUUGAAGUUAUUUUUGAAGCUUUAUAGAAAUUGAGAUUUUGCCAGAAAUUCAAUAAGAUGCAUUUUGGUGUAUUAUAGGUAGUUUCCUAGUUUCAAACAUUAUCAUUUAUCAUUUAUAUGAUUAUGCAAGAAAAUUCGAUCUAAAUACCAAUACGCCCCUUUCAUUGUUAAUAAUCCACGUUUAUAUGACUUAUCACUAAUCAAAUUUGCUUACCAAAUUACCGCUGUUUACAUAAAAUUGAAGUGUGUUGAUGUUAUUAAGCGGAAAUUGGCAAAUCCGAUAAGUUGCACCUGGACAACAGUACCGAAAGUGUAUUUUGUGUGUGUGUUUAUGUGAGCGAUUAAAUUUAGAAAAUGAUAUAAAACUUUUCUCGGGAAAACCAGAUUUUUUGCAGUUAAUUGGUUAAUUCGUGAGUUGUGCACGGUGAAGAUGUGGUUCAAUCUGGGAUUAGUUUGUUUGACGUUGUUCAACGUAGCUUCAGCGUCGUUUCUCUACGGGCAACCGUGCAGCGACCGCAACACCGCCUACUUGUACCCCAACGACUGGAUAAUUCCAGAAAACUCAACAAACUGCAUCGACAUAACAAAAUCCGGAAACCCGGUUGCCGGCAACAGGACCGACUUUUUCAAGCUAGUCAAUCAGGCGGACACUCUGUACGCCGACCAUAUGAGCCUGGACCGUUUUCCGACCGCUAUAGUUUACGUUUUGCCCCGUCUGGAAAUGCUGGAUUUGUCCGGAAACGAAAUCAGACGUUUGCCUUAUAAAAUGUAUAAAGUAAUGCCGCGGGUAACGAAGAUGUUGUUGCCCGAAAAUGCCGUUUUCGUUCCGAGGAAGCGGCCGCUUUUCAAGUCGGUCUCGAUCAAAAUGCUGAUGCUCAGCAAGAAUCGUAUCCAGAAUAUUUAUCCCGGAACGUUUUCGAAAAUGCCCAAUUUGCAGAUAUUGUACCUGGAUGGAAAUAGACUUAAGUUUAUUAGUCCUGAUAUGUUUUUGCCGAUGUCUAGACUGUUGUUUUUGCAUUUGGGUGGAAACGCUAUUGAGGAGGCACCUCCGAAACAUCUAAUGCCGCUUUUACUAAAGUUUUACAUCAUCAAAGAUCAAAAGAAAGUUAUCAAGUAAUAAUGAUUGUAGUUUUGUUUGUAAUAAAACAUUAUUUAGCCUUAUAAA